Penaeus chinensis is the source of this 1286-nucleotide messenger RNA. RefSeq names its product succinate dehydrogenase assembly factor 3, mitochondrial-like (gene Sdhaf3). Gene Ontology annotation, biological process: mitochondrial respiratory chain complex II assembly; succinate metabolic process. The transcript has 3 exons. Bases 730 to 1125 code for a protein of 131 amino acids. Gene Ontology annotation, cellular component: mitochondrion; mitochondrial intermembrane space. Lineage: Eukaryota; Metazoa; Arthropoda; Malacostraca; Decapoda; Penaeidae. The record is from RefSeq and is a predicted model, not a curated record.
ACACACACACACACACGUACACACGUACACACGUACACACACACACACACAUUUUUUAUAGUUGAUGUAUGCAUCAAUUCUUUUCUUUAUCUAAAGUCUUCGCAGCGCCUGACCUAUCAUUUUGAAAGUGGGAAAGAUCUAAGCAAAUGUCAUAAACGUCCUCAUGAAUGAAUGUGUCAUCAUAAAGGGUAAAGAUUGUAAAUGUAAAAUGGAAAAUCCACAAUUUGCGAAAGAAAAAAGUCGUGUAUUUUCUAUUAUGGUACAAUUUUGUUUAUUGAUUUAUUCUACCAUCCGUCGUUAUAUACAUAUAUCGGUUUUGUUACUUACAUCCACUUGUUCUUGUAAUUUGCGAAGUAGCCAGUUACCAAUGGAAAUUAUGAAAGUCUAAAUGUGUCACUUAUUUACCGGAAAAUUGCACGGGAAAUCAGUAAUCUCGGAGUCAAGUAACAUCAAUAUUAAAGCAACAAAAAUUAAAUUGCUUAUCAUACGUUUUAUUUAUGAUAAAAUGACAAGUGAUUACAAAAUAAGUAAAUAAUUACAAGACAAAUUAAUUUGCGAGGAAGGGUGACGACCGGCUUAUUUACCAAUACACUUUGACUAAGAAACGAUUCCAGCUGAACAAAAUCAUUCAAAAUAAUGAAAUAAAUAAGAUUUCAUUAUUUCGACAAGCAUUGAAAAGGCAUACAUAACUACAGUUGCCGUCCGCCUUCGGCUUGAUCCCUGUAUGCAAUGGGUGGUGGAGCUGCAAUUCAGCAAGUCUUUACCCACGCACAGCGAGUUAGAUUACUUUACAAGACCAUUCUGAAGUUACAUCGUGGUUUUCCUGUAGAACUGAAAGCUCUUGUCUUGUCUCAUUUUAUAGGUGACCAGUACACUCGUGAUGAAUUUCGACGACACAAAAAUGCAACGCCAGAACAAACACAAGCUUUCAUGGUAGAGUGGACCAACUAUGCAAUCACUAUAGCUAAGCAGCUAGGUGUAAGAGGAGCUCACAUGUCUAAAACCUUUGGACAAAACUUUAAAGUAUCCGACCUGGAAAAUUUUAAUGAUGAACAGGUUUAUCAGCUAUAUGAAUUGUACAAAGCAUCAGUUGAAGCAGAUAAUGGAAAUCAAAAAGAAUCGUAAGUUUUGUUAAAGAGUUAAUAAGUGUUGUCAGUAACUUAGUUAAGAUUUAUAGCAGACAGUGUAAUUCGGAGUGAUACAUGAUAUUAUUAUAUUUUCAAUUGUAUAUAUUCUUUGUAAUGAAUGUGUAUAUAUAACAUAUAGAAAUAAAUUUUAUAACCAUA